This is a messenger RNA of Haliotis rufescens (red abalone), 3921 nucleotides long. Its product is annotated as sulfotransferase 1B1-like. Gene Ontology annotation, cellular component: cytoplasm. The record is from RefSeq and is a predicted model, not a curated record. The transcript has 6 exons. Bases 107 to 1000 code for a protein of 297 amino acids. NCBI's taxonomy places the organism in Eukaryota, Metazoa, Mollusca, Gastropoda, Lepetellida, Haliotidae. Gene Ontology annotation, molecular function: sulfotransferase activity. Gene Ontology annotation, biological process: sulfation.
GUCAAACAGGUUUGGACGAGCGUCCGGCGAUGUGUUGCUUGUGCCUUACAUUGUGACACCAGGAACAUUUUCAUUCGACUUACAAGUUUCUGUAAGGUUUCCAGACAUGCCGAAGGUCAACGUAUCGCCGAAGAACUUCCCUGAACUAGCAAUACCACUAUUGGAGGUAGACAGCAUGCGGUAUCCAUUCUUCUACAGCGAGGACGUAAUUAGGAACAUGUCGGAAGUGACGUGUUGGGAUGAUGAUGUCAUGAUAUGUGGAUACAUGCGAUCUGGUACACAUUGGUGUUACGAAAUCCUCAACAUGCUUCUGAACAAGUCUACGGAAACUGUUCCCCACACCAAACACGAUCUGCACGUGGAGAAAGUGAAUUCGAAGACACUGGAAGCUCGGACCUCCCCUCGAGUAUUCAAUGGACACAUGCAGUUCUGUCGCUUGCCGAAACAGGUCAUGGAAAAACGUGUGAAAGUCAUCUACCUUCUAAGAGACCCGCGUGAUGUGGCCGUGUCAUGGUAUCAGCUCAUGGAGAAGAACUUCAGGUACCGAGGCGGGCUUACGAUUUGCCCGUUUCCUGAUUGGCUGAAGUUAUUUAUGGACGGCGAGUUGGAAUGGGGUAGCUGGUUUGAUCACGUGAAAAGCUGGGAACAAGCUAUGUUGCAACAUCAACAUCACCCCAUUCUCGUCGUGCACUAUGAAGAUCUCAUAUCAGAUCCGAGAGGAGAAAUAAUUCGAAUGAAUAGAUUUCUUGGCAUGGACGCUGAUGACGAGUUUUGUGGUCAGGUAGCAGCGGCGUGUCAUAUCUCGAACAUGAAGAAGAAUAAAUAUAACAUCACCGAGGUACUGAAUGGAGAGAGCGUUAACUACAAUAAAGGACAGGUAGGAUCGUGGCGAGCGUGGUUUACGAGGGAGAUGAGCGAUCACUUCAACCAGGUUUACCACAAGAAAAUGAGAUAUUCCAGAUUCCAUUCUAAAUAUAUAAGGGGCGGUGGGGUAGCCUAGUGGUUAAAGCGUCACGCCGAAGACCCGGGUUCGAUUCCCCACAUGGGUACAAUGUGUGAAUCCAAUUUCUGGUGUCCCCCGCCGUGAUAUUGCUGGAAUAUUGCUAAAAGCGGCUGAAAACCAUACUCACUCACUCACUCACUCUAAAUAUAUAUGAACUAACCUUCAUACUUUUGGAGACAAACAUUCACCCUCAGAACGUCUCCAAAAGGCGCAUGUCAAUGGGGCAAUGGACUUUACAAUGGCUUGAUAUGUUAAACAGUAUUAGUGUUAACUGUGACCCACCAAGGGACCUUAUGGGUGCUAGGAUACAAUUGUGCUGUGACGUCAUAAAGACAUUUGACGUCAACUAACUUCAUUGAAGAUCGCCAAGAUCGGACUGUACACAAAUAUCUUAUUUUUCUCUCGUUAGUGCGUAAUGAAAUAAACACAUUAUUUCAAAGCCUUUAAGUAUCAAUUCAUCAGACAUGACUGAAAACUGCAAUUAUUGCAUAAACAGGCAUAAGUCGGAAAAUGAGUCCAAAUGUUAGAUGCCAUGUAGCUUUGUAAUAAAUAUAUUUCAGCCUUAGUUUUAAAAUAUGUUUAAAAGUCAAAAUGUGAUUUUUCACCCACACUGUCUCUUAUCUCACAAUCACAUAUAUUUGUCUUUGGAGCCUUUUGCAAAGAAUAAUAUUGUUGAUCAAUGCAUUUAGUAAUCAUUUCAAAUUACAUAACAACAAACAACAUGUUACAAUUUACAACUCCUGACAAUUCAGGACUUCCUGUGUCAAUAAAAUUCAACAUUCCAUUCUAUAAAGACAUUAUUCAGUUCAAUGUUCAAUGCCUACUUGGACGCGAGGUUGGGGAAUCAUUUAUACAUGCAUAAUAUUUUCUACGUUAAUACCAGUUAAAAAGUCUUACAAGAAUAUUAAUUUUGAUAUUCUGCUGGGGUCCGUGUGGCCAUGUUGUUGUAGCACUCUGCAAAAUGUAUGGUAGCCGAGAGGGGACAUCGCUUUCUUGCCUUCAAUUAUGGCCGCGAGAAAGCGAUAACACAAGACUAUAAAGCGAUAACACGAGCCGAGAAAGCGAUAACACGAGCCGAGAGAGCGAUAGCACAAGACGAGAAAGCGAUAUGUAUAUCUCCUGUUACCGCUGUCUCGCUGUAAAGCAAUAUUCCCCCUUGACCACAAAUUGGGGGCGCAUGUGUUUUGUGUUUCCAUAAGAUGAAAAGUGUAUACGUAAAACAAACAGUAAUGAAUUGAUAAACUAGUAUAAUUAAGAUUGCUGAUUGCGGCGUUAAACAACAAACAAACAAACAAAGUAUCAUUAAGGGGUUGACUAUGUGAUAUGUGGAUACAGUGGCGGGUGGUGGUGAGGGGGAUGUGUCAUGUUGUGGUGUUCUUCAUUUUUGGGGACUGAGGUGAUUGUUUUCAUAAAAGAGAACUAAGAUUUUCUCCAGUCACUUUUAAAAGUAUACCUAAAUGAAUUUUAACCUCAUUAACCGGUAACCUCAUUCCUUGGACAAUAGAAAUGGAAUGCAUUGUAAACAUUAUUUGAAAACCCCAACUAAUUUCUUAUAAUUCCUUUGAAUCUUUCAGUCUUCGGAAAUUAAAUUCAAUGCUAAUUCUUUUCGUCGCUUAUUCAAACUGAAAUAUCGCGAACAAACCCGAAAAAUUGGGAGCACAACUUUAAAAUCAUUAGGGAUGCUGUCGAAGCAUAUGCCAAGAAAUGGUCCAAUAGACAAGAUAAACCUGUCGUAUGUCUUUCAAAGUAGGUUACGCCAGUGUGAGAUGCUGCCAUUGGUAGAAUGUACAAACUGAAGUAGAGGCUGAACAAACCCUCUCUGUCCCACCCAAAGUCUGACUGUCCUACAUGAAAAGUUUGUGAUCUCAAACCAUAACUAUUUUAUGUAAGCAUGACAUCGAUUUAAGACUUCUUAGGCUAAUCAUAGGGCUUACCGUUUCAACUAUAUCUGAAUGCCAUAAACAAUCUGACUGACAUAUUAUUCCCAAAGUCAUUGAUAAAAAAACCUUUCAUUUUAAGGUUAGGUUUUGCACUUUACACAGUAGUAUUUGGGAUGGUCCAUUUGGGGAAUUGUCUGGACCCAGCCGCAAACACAGUAAACAGAAAUCCCAAGGGGAAUUAUAUAUACAAUAGUUUGUUGGCGCGACAUGCUAGGCUCCAUAAUUUUAGUUAUAAUGUAAAAUUAAUAGUAAUUUUUUUUUUUUUUAUUCAUUUAUGUAUUUGACAUGAGAGGGGUAGCAACACACAUAUAUAAACAUGCUGUAUUUUAUAAUAAUGAUUGUACAAUACUGAAUGCGUUAAACCUGUUGCAUUUAACAAAUAUAGGUUUUGAUGUUGUUCUAUUGCGAACACAUAUAGAGUCAGCGCUCAUAAUUGCCAUAUGAAUGAAAAUAUCAUCAUUAAUAAACUUCAAGGAGCUCACUGUGUGUUCUGAAGUCAAAUCGCUGUAAGGCAUCCUGCACGGCUUCGUUCUAGUUUACCCUCAAAUGUACGAUGGAAUAAUUUGCGAUUCUGUACAUGUGUGUUCAAUGUUCGACUGCAUUUUUUGUUAUAGGCGUUCGUUUAUUUAUUAAAAUUCCACAAAUUCAUAAAUCACAUUGAGCUGCUCGCCUCUUCUCCAGCUGCUCACACUCUCCACUAAUGCUAGCUGCCUUGGUUAACUCGAAUCCGCAUAUAACUAAUUAAUUACAAACUCUGUUCUAAUUAUGCUAAUCGAGGAAGUGCAUUAUACCAGAUGAAAAACUUAGUAAUCCUGUGACACUAAUCCUUGUUUACAAUGAACACAUGUCAAUUGACUAAACAUUCUUUUUAAUAUACUUAAGUAGAAGUAUCACAAUGGACAGUGCACACACUGUUUGUUGAACCAUAUCAAGCUAUAUUUUAGAUUUAGAAUCACCAUACCAUGACAAAACAGAAAC